ACAGAGAGAGCCUGAAAAGUGCCAACACUCCUAUGAGAAAAGACGGGAGAGAGAGAGAGAGAGAGAGAGAGGGAGGACAGAAAAAGCAGGUUAUUUAUAACGCCAGGCAGCAUUAGGGUCUUUUCAGUCUCUCCUGCAAACCGGCUGCUGCUGGUAGGUCACUCCCCAAAAAAACCUGCCGAGCCCGUGACCUGCAAGCACAAUAUUUGAUCUGGGAUCUGGGGCGGACACCAGGCUCUGCAGACCCAGAGACGCACUCACAUGCUGCUUGGCACACGGGAGAUCCCGCAGAAGAGCAGCGCGGCUUUGGGAAGGAGACGCUCACCUCGGUCCCUCCAGCACCAGCACCAUGCGUUGGGCCACCGUCCUGGUCAUCGCUGGGCUCUGCGGAGCCUCCCUGGGCCAGUACAAUGAAGAAGAAGACAUGGCGUGGUUGCAGUACUACAUGCGGCAGUCCCGGGUGUCCUCCUACAACUACAUGCCCUACUACGAAGACGAGAACCCCCCUUACAUCUAUUCUUACGUCCCAGCCCCAGAGACAGAGGCAGAGCCUGGCCCUGAACCUCAGCAAGCCCUUUCCUGGCAAUGUCCCCACGAGUGUGAUUGUCCCCCUAACUUCUCAUCAGCCAUGUACUGUGACACCCGGAACCUGAGGUACCUGCCCUUCGUGCCUUCCCGGAUGAAAUACGUCUACUUCCAGAACAACCAGAUCACCAGCAUCCAAGAGGGCGCCUUUGACAACGCCACCGAGCUGGAAUGGCUUGCACUGCACAACAACCAGAUCACCAGUGAGAGGAUGGGCAAGAGGGUCUUCGCCAAACUCAAAAACCUGGAGAGGUUGUACCUGAACAACAACAACCUCACCAAGAUGCCCAGCCCCCUGCCCCGGUCCCUCAGAGAGCUCCACUUGUCUUACAAUCACAUCUCCAAGGUCCCCUCCAAUGCUCUGGAGGGGCUAGAGAACCUCACAGCCCUGUACCUCAGCCACAACUACAUUUUUGAGAUGGGAGCAUCUCUCAAAGGGCUCAAGUCCUUGAUCCUUGCUGAUCUGAGUUAUAACCAUCUCAGGAAAGUCCCUGAUGGGCUCCCGAUGGCUUUGGAACAGCUCUAUCUAGAGUACAACUACAUCAACACCAUCCCCGAUGACUAUUUCAAGGUGUCUCCCAAGCUGCUCUACGUGCGGAUGUCCCACAACAGCCUGACAAAUCAAGGUCUCUCUACCAACACUUUCAACAGCAGCAGCAUCCUCGAGCUGGACCUCUCUUACAACAGGCUCCAGAAGAUCCCCCGGGUCAGCACCAACCUGGAGAACCUCUACCUUCAAGGGAACCAGAUCAACGAGUUCUCCAUCAGCAGCUUCUGCACCGUGGUGGACGUCAUGAACUACUCGCGGCUCCAGGUCCUGCGGCUCGACGGGAACGAGAUCAAGCGAAACGCGGUGCCCCCCGACGCGCCGCUCUGCCUGCGCCGUGCCACCGUCAUCGAGAUCUGAGCCGCCCCCCGCCCUCAGGACUUGGCUCCCCCGUUCCUGGGGGGACCCUCGCGCCCAUUUCAACGCAGCUUUGACAGUUUGACUUGGCUUCCGCAAUAGUGCAAUAAGGGUUCUCCAGCACCCGCCCACACAGGUGGGAAGGAGCCGUUUGCCCAAAAACGCUCUCCCCUGGUUUGAGUGGGAUGCAGCAGGGAUGGGGAGAGCUCACCCCCCUGGUUGAGGGAUGGAGCCCCUGCACACCAGCUCCAUCCCCCUCGGCCUGGCUCCGAGCUCCCCUCCUGCCCCAGCAACCCGGCUCUCCAUUUAAAAAAACCCAAAAAAAUACAACACAGUGACACCUGCAUCCACAGCACGAUUGGAUUUGUCAAAAAACACCCACCUUGGUUCCUUGGACGGUUUAGUUUGAGAACCAAAGUGGCAGCUGAGCUUUGGAGAUGACCUGCAGAGCUGAAGAGGUCAUCCAGGCCCUCCGCAUUUACACUGCAUGCCGACACUAUAGCAACAAAACCCAAAAAAACCUGUACUAUCACUGACGCAUGAACUGUAGAGAUCAUACCGACAAAUAAAGCCCUUUCUGUAACUGCACAAAA
Messenger RNA from Columba livia (rock pigeon), 2082 nucleotides. RefSeq names its product fibromodulin (gene FMOD). The record is from RefSeq and is a predicted model, not a curated record. Gene Ontology annotation, molecular function: protein binding. Lineage: Eukaryota; Metazoa; Chordata; Aves; Columbiformes; Columbidae. The coding region runs from base 350 to 1492 and encodes 380 amino acids. The transcript has 3 exons.